Molecule: messenger RNA, 1577 nt
Organism: Erythranthe guttata (spotted monkey flower)
Lineage: Eukaryota; Viridiplantae; Streptophyta; Magnoliopsida; Lamiales; Phrymaceae
Product: AT-hook motif nuclear-localized protein 22
Biological process (GO): vegetative to reproductive phase transition of meristem
Cellular component (GO): nucleus
Molecular function (GO): DNA-binding transcription factor activity; minor groove of adenine-thymine-rich DNA binding
Source: RefSeq, a predicted model, not a curated record
AGGUCCCACAAAAUUAAUAUUAGUAUGUUAACAUAUUAUUAGAAAAAUGAAACCCUAAAACCAGAAAAUCGAACAAGACAAACCAAAAACCCAAAUCUCACAAAAAAAAAAAAAAAAUUUCAUCGGUGACCCUGAAAACCCUCCACGAUUUACAGCACAUCCGCCACCAAAAAAGAUCUCCGCCGCCGUAAAUAAAUCCUGUAAAGUGAAGAUAUCUAGCUAGCUACAACAUGGUGUGGUGGGAUUGAUUCAUUGAUUACGGCCGGAAUAUACUUUUUUCUGUUAAAUAAAGAAACCCCAACAAAUUCACCUUUAUACAAAAAAAAGAACCCAUCAAAUUAAAUCUUUUUCUUCAGUUACAGAGCUGAUUGUUGAAGAAGAAGAAGAAGAAGAAGAAGAAAUAAAAAUGGAUAACCACUCGCUUCCGCCGCCGUUUCACACGAGGGACUUCAAUCUGCAGCACCAGUUCCACCACCACCACCAGACGCAGAACUCCGAGGACGAGCAGAGCGAGACCACCGGCCUCAACAUGGGCCAGCAUCACCAGAAGCGCCACCGCGGCGGCGGAGGCGAUAUCGAUUCCGCCGGUAAGGACGGCGGCGCCGAUGAAGGGGAGAUGUCCGGCGGCGGCGGAAGCAGACGGCCGAGGGGCCGGCCGUCGGGAUCGAAGAACAGGCCCAAGCCGCCGAUCAUAAUCAGCCGAGACAGCGCGAACGCGCUCCGAACCCACGUGAUGGAAAUCUCCGACGGGUGUGACGUCAUGGACAGCGUGGCGAGCUUCGCCCGGAGCCGGCAGCGCGGCGUCUGCAUCAUGAGCGGCAGCGGCAACGUCACCAACGUCACCCUCAGGCAGCCGGCCUCGCCGGGGGCGGUGGUCACUCUGCAGGGGAGGUUCGAGAUCCUGUCUCUCUCCGGAUCCUUCCUCCCGCCGCCCGCUCCUCCGGCGGCGACGGGGUUGACGAUAUACUUGGCCGGAGGCCAGGGCCAGGUGGUGGGCGGCGGCGUGGUGGGGCCGCUCGUCGCAUCCGGGCCUGUUAUCGUAAUGGCGGCUUCGUUCAGUAACGCCGCGUAUGAGAGGCUGCCGCUGGAGGAAGAUGAUCAGAAUGGUGUCCAGGGUCAGGGAAACUCUCUUGGAUCGCCGCCGCAGGGCGGCGGUGGACGGGCGGCGCCGCCGCCUUCGUUGCAGCAGCAGCAGCAGAUAUUAGCAGAUCCUUCCUUGUUUCAAGGGAUGCCGCCGAAUCUGUUGAACUCCAUUCAGAUGCCGAACGAUGAGUUUUGGGCUACCGGUAGGCCGCCAUUUUAGAGAGCUUCAUUUGUUAUGUACGAGGUAACUAUGCUACUCUUCUUCUUCCUUUUGUUUUUUUAAUUUUUUUUCUUUUUUCUUUUGUUGAUUUUAAUGAAAUUAUCAAGAAUCAGUUCUAGAGGUAAGUUUUUUUUUUUACUGUAUUUUAGAUUAAAUUGUGAUUUUUUUUCCCUUUUUUAAUUUAAGUAAAUUAUCGGGUUUCUGGUCAGUUUUAUUCUAGGAUUUUAUUCGGUUUCAUCGGUUCAAUGAUGACGAAGACCGAAUAUGUUGAUCA